AGCGCUGCGUAAAAGCACACACUACAAACGAAAUAAGAUUAGUUGUUGAUUAUUGUCUAUUAAUUAUUUAUCUAUUUGCUGAGUUUAUCCGCAAUCAGAGAUGAGCGCGAUCCUGAAUAAACCGUAUGAAUUAAAGGUGCGUCCGUGCAUCGACCUGAUCGACUCUCUGCGCGCGCUCGGUGUGGAGAAGGACCUCGAGCUGCCCGCCAUCGCCGUGAUCGGAGACCAGAGCUCGGGGAAGAGCUCGGUGCUGGAGGCGCUGUCCGGAGUCGCGCUGCCCCGCGGGACUGGCAUGGUGACACGAUGUCCACUUGAGCUCAAGAUGACAAAGAACAGAAACAAAAACUGCUGGAAUGGAAAGAUCCGAUAUCUGGAUAAUGAGGAAAACAUUAAUAAUCCUGCUGAUGUGGAGGAAAUUAUUAAAAAAGCUCAGCAAAAUAUAGCUGGGCCUGUGGGCAUCAGUGACGAGCUCAUCAGACUGGAAGUGAUAUCAGCUGAUGUUCCUGACCUCACGCUCAUUGAUCUGCCUGGAAUUGUUCGUGUGCCAAUGGAUGGUCAACCAGAGGACAUCUGCGAACAGAGUAAGAGGUUGACCCGAAAGUUCAUAUCAAAGCAAGGUACCAUCAUCCUGGUGGUUGUGCAGAGCAAUGUGGACAUAGCUACGUCAGAAGCACUUAAAAUGGCUAAGGAAGUUGAUCCAAAUGGAGAGAGAACCCUUGGGAUCCUAACAAUGCCUGACCUGGUGGAUAAAGGCACAGAGGAUGCAGUGGUGUCCAUCAUCAAUAAUGAGAUCAUUAACCUCACUAAAGGCUACAUGAUUGUCAAGUGCAGAGGACAGCAGGAGAUCCAUGACCGUGUCAUCCUGUAUGAAGCUAUUGAGACAGAGAAGAACUUCUUUGAAAAUCACCCUAAAUUCAGCACCCUGUAUGAUGAAGGUAAAGCCACCAUUCCCAACCUGGCUGAGAAACUCAUGCUCAAACUUGUCUUUCACAUUGAGUGUUAUCUGCCACAUUUGGAGGAGCAAAUCCAGAAUAAGUUGGAUGAAACGCUGACUGAACUACAUCACUAUGGUUCAGGGCUUCCUACAGAACCAAACCAAAGAAUUAACUGCCUGACUGAUAAAAUCACAGCGUUUACUAAGGAUGUCAUCAACCUAUCAAUUGGAGAAGACCUGAGGAAUAUGCCGCAUGUUAACAUCUUUUCAAGUCUGAGGAAACACUUUGAAGACUGGAAGAAUGAUCUAGACCAAUCAGGACAGAACUUUAAUAACAGCAUUGAGAAGGAACUGCAGGAGUAUAAGAAGAAAUACAGAGGAAGAGAACUUCCAAGCUUCAUGAACUACAAAACUUUUGAGAUCAUUUUGAAGGACCAGCUCGAAAAACUGGAGGAACCUGCCAUCAGAAAACUGAAGGAAAUCUCAGGUCUCAUAAAGACAGAAUUCAUCCAACUGGCUCAAUUCAGCUUUCACGCUUUUCCCAAUCUCCUCAAGACAGCAAAGAUCAAAAUCGAGAACAUAAAGCAGGUAAAGGAGUCAGAAGCUGAAUCAUUGCUGAGGACUCAGUUUAAGAUGGAGCUGAUGAUCUGUACCCAAGACAGCAUAUAUAAGGAUACCCUGUACACGGUCCAGGAGGGAGAAGCAGAGAAAAAAAAGUUAGGUGUGCCUUGCCCUGCUUCUCAUAAUUUGACUGAUCACACAGACGGUGUUGAGGAACUGAUGCGCCACCUGAAGUCCUACUACAUGAUUUCGACAAAGCGUCUGGCUGACCAGGUUCCGCUGGUGAUCAGGUACAUGAUGGUUCAGGACUCAGCAGUACAACUGGAGAGAGAAAUGAUACAGCUUAUACAGGGGGAAGUCAACUUUGAUGAGCUGCUGAAAGAAGAUCAUGACAUUAUCAACAAACGUAACAACCUGAAAUGCCGCCAGAAACGGCUGACAGAUGCUCUCAAUUACCUGACUACCUUUCAGAGUCAAUGAUAAAUG
Tachysurus vachellii is the source of this 1981-nucleotide messenger RNA. RefSeq names its product interferon-induced GTP-binding protein Mx1-like. Gene Ontology annotation, biological process: defense response to virus. Lineage: Eukaryota; Metazoa; Chordata; Actinopteri; Siluriformes; Bagridae. Gene Ontology annotation, cellular component: cytoplasm; microtubule; membrane. Bases 101 to 1975 code for a protein of 624 amino acids. Gene Ontology annotation, molecular function: GTP binding; microtubule binding; GTPase activity. The transcript is spliced from 12 exons. The record is from RefSeq and is a predicted model, not a curated record.